Messenger RNA from Hibiscus syriacus, 1119 nucleotides. Its product is annotated as eukaryotic translation initiation factor 3 subunit F-like. Gene Ontology annotation, biological process: translational initiation. Lineage: Eukaryota; Viridiplantae; Streptophyta; Magnoliopsida; Malvales; Malvaceae. Bases 82 to 942 code for a protein of 286 amino acids. The record is from RefSeq and is a predicted model, not a curated record. Gene Ontology annotation, cellular component: eukaryotic translation initiation factor 3 complex, eIF3m. Gene Ontology annotation, molecular function: translation initiation factor binding; translation initiation factor activity; metallopeptidase activity. The transcript has 6 exons.
UCAUUGUAUCUUUCGGAACCCUAAACUCUACUAUCUUUCUGUUAUUUCCCUCUAGACAAACUAGAAGAUCGGCGAGGCAAUAUGCCGGCCGGCGAUCGCACCGUUUUGCAGUUCAGUACGCAGUCCACAGCGAACCUAUCGGCGAAAGUUCACCCCCUCGUCAUCUUUAAUAUCUGCGAUUGCUAUGUCAGGCGUCCCGACCAAGCUGAGCGUGUAAUCGGCACGCUCCUCGGCUCUGUCCUCCCUGACGGCACCGUUGAUAUACGUAACUCGUAUGCUGUUCCUCACACCGAAUCUGCCGAACAGGUUGCUUUGGACAUCGAAUACCAUCAUAAUAUGCUAGUAUCCCAGCAAAAAGUGAAUCCAAAAGAAGUCAUUGUCGGAUGGUAUUCUACUGGUCUUGGGGUCACAGGAGGUAGUGCAUUGAUCCAUGAUUUUUAUUCCAGGGAAGUUCCUAACCCUGUUCAUCUGACAGUAGAUACGGGAUUUAGGAAUGGAGAGGGUACCAUAAAGGCUUAUGUUUCAGUCAAUUUAGCUCUUGGAGACCGACAACUUGCUGCUCAAUUCCAAGAAAUUCCUCUAGAUCUACGUAUGGUUGAAGCUGAACGACUUGGAUUUGACAUCCUCAAGACAACAUCGGUUGACAAAUUGCCAACUGAUCUGGAAGGAAUGGAAGUAACAAUGCAAAGACUGUUGGCUUUAAUAGAUGAUAUCUACAAAUAUGUUGAUGGUGUUGUGGAAGGGCAUGUUGCAGCGGAUAAUAGCAUUGGCAGAUUUAUAUCAGAUACUGUAGCAGCUUUACCUAAACUAUCGCCUCCUGCUUUUGAUAAGCUUGUAAAUGACAGUCUGCAGGAUCAGUUGCUGUUGUUAUACUUGUCGAGUAUUACUAGGACUCAACUUGGCUUAGCAGAAAAUUUGAACACAGCUGCUCAGAACCUGUGAAAAAAAAUUUGUUCGUAGGCCAAUCGUGCUAUGUUGAUUUUGGCUUUUAUACUCUUGGGAAGGUUAUAUUAUCUACGAUUGCCCAGUAGUUAAUGUAAGUUGUUUCUCCCUCUAUCAUUGAAGUCUGAAUUAAAUUUCCCUUUUACUUUAUUAUGAGAAAGAUUCACUUUUUAUUAA